AUAUAUUAACACUUCACAACACAACAACAAUAUGCAAAAAAUAAAUAGUAUAAUGGAAGGAGCUUGCGGGAACAAAAUGGGUAUGGUGUUCUUGCUUUGGCUCUUUGCCGCGGCGUUGGUUGUGAAGGCGGAGGAUCCGUACGUGUUCUUCGACUGGAAGGUGACGUACGGUAAACUGUCCCCGUUGGGUGUGGCUAAAGAUGCGAUUCUCAUCAACGGUAAAUUGCCGGGCCCCACCAUCAACAGCACAUCCAACAACAACAUUGUUAUUAAUGUGUUUAAUGAAUUGGAUGAGCCGUUGCUGUUCCAUUGGAAUGGUAUUCAGCAAAGGAAGAACUCGUGGCAAGAUGGAAUGCCGGGAACCAUGUGUCCCAUCAUGCCAGGUACAAAUUAUACCUAUCAUUAUCAGGUGAAGGAUCAGAUCGGCACCCACUUCUACUUCCCCAGCACCGACCUCCACCGCUCUGCCGGCGGAUACGGCGCCCUCACUGUCCACAGCCGUGAACUCAUCCCCGUCCCCUUCGAUUGGCCCGCCGACGAGUUCUAUAUCUUCCUCAGCGACUGGUACAACAAGGGCCACAAGGAACUCAAGAAAACCCUUGACGACGGCCAAACCAUUGCCAGGCCGAACGGGCUGGUCAUCAACGCCAAGCACGGCGAGGUUGGAGACAAGAUGGAGCCACUUGCGACCUUUGAGGCGGGGAAGACCUACAGGUUCAGGGUUUGCAAUGUGGGGAUGAGGACCUCCAUCAAUUUCAGGUUCCAAGGUCACAAUAUGGUUCUAGUGGAAAUGGAGGGCUCUCAUACCGUGCAGAAUGAUUACGAUUCCCUUGAUCUCCAUACCGGACAGUGCCUCUCGGUUUUGGUCACAGCCGAUCAAGAACCAAAGGAUUACUACUUGGUGGCCACUAGCAGGUUCUUCAAGCAACAGCUCUCCACCGUGGCUCUCAUAAGCUAUGCUAACGGCAAAGGCGCCGCUGCAGCUGAAUUGCCCCCACCUCCACCUGAUAACACCGAAGGUAUUGCCUGGUCUAUUAAUCAGUUCCGAUCUUUCAGGUGGAACUUGACUGCCAGCGCUGCCCGCCCCAACCCUCAGGGCUCCUACCACUACGGCCAAAUCGAAAUCACCCGCACAUUGAAGCUGGUUAACACCAAGGGCGAGGAGGGAGGCAAGCUCCGAUACGCAAUCAACGGUGUGUCUCACAAGGACCCCGACACCCCACUCAAGCUCAUCGAAUACUUCGAAAUGGCCGACAAGGUGUUCAAGUACGACCUUAUGCCGGACGAACCAGCAGGCGAUGCCAGCAAGAUUACCGUUGCCCCCAACGUGAAGAACGCCACCUUCCGCAACUUCGUCGAGAUCAUCUUCGAGAACCACGAGAAGGUAAUCCAGUCAUACCACAUCAACGGCUACUCGUUCUUCGCGGUGGCCAUCGAGCCAGGGAAAUGGAGUCCCGAGAAGAGAAAGAACUACAACUUGGUGGACGCAACAAGCAGACACAACAUUCAGGUGUACCCCAACUCCUGGGCCGCAGUGAUGACCACCCUUGACAAUGCCGGAUUGUGGAAUGUGAGGUCAGAAAUGUGGGAGAGAUUCUACUUGGGACAACAAUUCUACUUCAGCGUCCUCUCCCCGGCUCGAUCAUUGAGAGACGAAUACAACAUUCCCGACAAUCAGCUCCUGUGCGGUGCAGUCAAGGGCAAGCCCAUGCCAAAGCCAUACACCAUCUAAAACUCAACUCUACAAACAUAAUACAUACUUCUCAAUUUCAAUUCAUUACUAAGUUUAAACAAAUAAUGAUACAUAUGUACUGUAAUUGUAUCUUACAGUAGCCAGCUAUUGCUCCUUGUUUUAACCCUUUUUCCUUCAAUUCUUUACAUGUGAAUAAAAAAAUUUAUAUUAUUCAUUUUA
Ipomoea triloba (trilobed morning glory) is the source of this 1912-nucleotide messenger RNA. RefSeq names its product L-ascorbate oxidase homolog. Gene Ontology annotation, molecular function: oxidoreductase activity; copper ion binding. The coding region runs from base 32 to 1732 and encodes 566 amino acids. NCBI's taxonomy places the organism in Eukaryota, Viridiplantae, Streptophyta, Magnoliopsida, Solanales, Convolvulaceae. The record is from RefSeq and is a predicted model, not a curated record. The transcript has a single exon.